UUUCGCAUCUCCAUAUACGUUAUUACUAAAGCCCGCGCCGUCUGCCCACCAUGGCCACCCACAGCCCGUACCACAACCCCCUCUUCCCCUCACACGCCUUCCCCGACCCCGACGACACUCCCAUCCCGGACGACGGCGAUAUCGACGACGAGGACAACAUCUUUCGCGAUAUGACCUUUGAUGAGAUCAUGGAGGAUCUGAAUGCGCGCUUUCUCAUCAACCUGCCCAAGGAGGAGAUGAAUCUGCUGAGGGUGUACUGGCAGGCCGAGCAGGCACAUUGGUUUUACGAGGACUACCUUCGCCCCCUGAACCCCCUCCUGCCGUCCCUCUCCCAGCGCCACUUCACCCGCCUCAUCAUCGAAUCGUCUCCCCUCUACAAGCGGCUGGUAUCCUCGGACUCUAUCGACCACGAUUCCGUCUGGGACGAGUACCGCUCGUACAAGCGGAUGGUGCCGUGUUGCGGCGGCAUCAUGCUCAACAAGCAGGGCGACAAGGUGGUGCUGGUGCGUGGGUGGAAGAGCAACUCUGGCUGGAGUUUUCCGAGAGGCAAGAUUAAUCUGAAUGAAACGUUGGAAGCGUGUGCCGUACGAGAGGUGGAAGAAGAGACUGGGUAUGAUCUGACGGGGAUGGUCAAGUCGGAGGAUAGGAUACAGACGCACAUCAAUGCUCAAGAGGUGACCAUGUUUAUUGUGGGAGGUAUUGACGAGGGAACGGUGUUUGAGACGCAGACCAGGCAUGAGAUUGGGGCUAUUGAAUGGGUCUCUCUCUCUGAUCUUCCGACGUGGUCUGGCAAUAAGAAGACCAAGAAGAAUACAAACAAGCGAUUCUACAAUGUCACUCCGUUUGUCAACCCCCUCAAGGCAUGGAUGAAGGCGAACGGCCUCAACCCCCAUCCCAAGCCCCGGCCAAAGAAACCGCCCUUCUCGCAACCCUCCGCCUCAACCGGCAACUUUCACAGAGACAUCAAGCCCUUCCGAUUCGACGCCUUUUCCGGCUCUCCGUCGGCUUCCCCCCAACUCCACACCCCUUCCCCUGCCCCUUCACACUUUCCUUCCCGGGGUUCCUCGGCCCUGGACCAACUGUUUUCCAAAUUCAUCCACAAGCAGGAGGAAGAGAUCCUCGCGCCUAGACAAGGAGAUGCAGUCGGCUCGGACAAUAAUGCCGGGCUUGAACGUCUCUUUGGCGGGCUUGAUGUGUUGAAAGAGGAGGAACAGGCGAUGCUCGAAAGACAGAAGAGGAGCGACGGUUACAGUCAGGAAGAUGCUAGGAGGUUCCAGAAAGAGGAUGAUGAUCUUGUCAGGCUACUCGCGGGCGUCGGCACACCGGCGCCGGAUCUCGCAAAGCUUCUCCCGAGGAACCAGCAGUCGCAGCGGCAGGCAGUCCAGCAGCAGUCGCAGCGGCAGGCAGUCCAGCAGCAGCCGCAAGUCCAGCAUCAGCAGCAACCUCAGCCAAAGGCGACGCAGAACCACCUGUUGGCAAUGUUGAACCAAAAGUCGAUCGGUGCCACUCCUGUCCCAGCGGGACACGGCUCCUUGCCCCAGGCUCAGCCUCAUCAGUCUAAACUGCUCCAUCUCAUCUCGCAACCUGCCCAUUCUCCCACACAAUCUCCGAGGGCAUCUGUCUCACCGUCGUACCACACCGCUCAGUCGCGUCCUGGAUCUCACCCUUCUGUUGGUGCUGAAGGGACUGAAGAGGACCGCGCGGCGCGGGCAAGAGCGUUGUUGGAGAUUAGCUUUGCGGGCUUGGGUCUUGGUGAGGGGUCAUCGGCGUCUAGCCACACGGCUGGGUCGCCACAGCCUGCUCAGUCUAAUCAGACCAGAGGCCAGCCUCGUGCUAGCGGCCAGGCUUCCGCCCCUGUUCACAACCGUGCACCAGCGACACAGCCUGCUGCUCAAUCCCAAGCCUCGCUUCAUCCGCAAGUACCAGCCCAUCAAGGGUCUGGUCCCGGAAACAGCCCCCGUUCUCAAAAUCCUCCACCAAGCUACGACUCUGUCCUCCGCGACAACUUUCCGAGUCAAUGCCAGCAAGCCGCCGCCCAUGCUCCUGCUCCUGGCUUGCCCCAAGUUCAAACAUUUGAGAGAGCGCCGCCUCCUCAUAUGCAACAGCAAGUCGUGCCCUCCGGCUACGUCCAACAACAACCCAUCCCCAAUCCUUCCCACGUCUUCCAACCCCCACUCCAAGCCCAAGCCCAAUCUCUCCCCUCCCACGUGCACAUAUCCCAACACCACGCCGUCCACCCCCAGCCCGUCCCCAUGCCGCCUCAACAAUUCCGUCCCCCGCCUCAAGCUGUACCCCUGGGCGUGGCGAUGCAGCAGCAGAAUAUGAACCACCCGCAGCAACAAGGGCAGGGGUAUCGCCCGGUGCAGGGGCAGAUGCCACCGGGUAUGGGGGCUGCCCCGCCCGGUUUGGGGCCGGGACCGGGCCCGGGGUAUGCCCCGCCUGGGGUCGGCUACUACCCUGCUAUGCCCCCUCCUCAGCAACAACAACAACAGCAGCAGCACUUUGCACCUCCCCCGCCUCACGCUCAGGCUCCAGCGCAGGGUCAAGGCCAAGGUCAAGGGUAUUACCCCGCUCAAGCUCCUGUCGUCCUCCCCGCUGGUGGGGGAGCGCCAGGUCAGCAGGGGAUGUAUAGACAAGGGUCGGGGAAUGUUCAGCCGGUUUACGGGUAUGGGCAUGGGCAGAACCCUUUCCCGGGGGGUGUGGUUCCUCAGGCUUUACCUGCCCAGCAGCACCAGCAGCAGCAGCCGCAGGUUUCAAGUCAGUCGCUCAACAAGGUGCCGAUGAAUGGGGGUGGGAAUGGGAUGCUGCCUGGUAUGCAGCAGCAGCAGCAGGGACAGCAAGGACAAGGGGGUGCUGUACAUCACCCGGUACCGAGACAACCUGGAAACGCGGGGCUGUUGGCUAUGCUCAAUGGGGGGAGGUAAAGUAGUUGUGGAGGUGCUUGUGUAUGGAUAUGUUGUGGAAGAUUGGGCACAUAUCAUGUGAAGAAGAUCUUGAGUGCGAUUUUGUGGAGAGAUGUAGAAGUAUUGGAGGGGGGUUAUAUGGUACGAGUGGAGUGUGUAUAUGUGACAAUACAGUACUCGUACUCGUUCAAUGCAACGCGGGGUUACCGCAGUGAACUAUUGGGAA
Cryptococcus amylolentus CBS 6039 is the source of this 3129-nucleotide messenger RNA. RefSeq lists its product as hypothetical. Gene Ontology annotation, cellular component: P-body; cytoplasm. NCBI's taxonomy places the organism in Eukaryota, Fungi, Basidiomycota, Tremellomycetes, Tremellales, Cryptococcaceae. The coding region runs from base 51 to 2924 and encodes 957 amino acids. The transcript has 5 exons. Gene Ontology annotation, molecular function: RNA binding; 5'-(N(7)-methylguanosine 5'-triphospho)-[mRNA] hydrolase activity; manganese ion binding. Gene Ontology annotation, biological process: deadenylation-dependent decapping of nuclear-transcribed mRNA; nuclear-transcribed mRNA catabolic process, nonsense-mediated decay. The record is from RefSeq and is a predicted model, not a curated record.